Melampsora larici-populina 98AG31 is the source of this 1108-nucleotide messenger RNA. RefSeq lists its product as uncharacterized. The coding region runs from base 51 to 1007 and encodes 318 amino acids. Lineage: Eukaryota; Fungi; Basidiomycota; Pucciniomycetes; Pucciniales; Melampsoraceae. The record is from RefSeq and is a predicted model, not a curated record. Gene Ontology annotation, cellular component: mitochondrion. The transcript is spliced from 6 exons.
CACGCACCAUCAACUUUUUCAAGAAGUCUUUUCAACGUCAACGUUGCGCAAUGCAGUCACUCGUGCGGAUAUUCUCUAUCAAUCGACAAUGCCUCUCUACCCGUCCAACUUUGCUCGCACACAUCGGACUAGAGCGAACACAUUAUUCUACCUUGGCGGAAUCAUCAGCUACAAGACAAAGCAUUGCGAUCAAUGAAUUUGAAGAAGAAGUUGAAAAAGAACUUGCCAAAUUACCUGUCAAGCGAGCAGAAGAAGCUAGGCGGCAGAUCCGUAAUGAGCGAAGGGCUGAGCGAAGCGGACAAAGCCUGAGCAGACAAAACCCUUUAAUCAUUCCCUAUAUCGCACCUUACGAAGGACCUACCCCAGAUUCCUCUAAAGGCCUCUGGACACAUCUACGUGUAGGAUGGCGUAAGAACAUGUUAAAGGAAGCUUGGGGGCAGUGGCUUGGUUCAAGACAAUCGCGAAGGAGUGUGGACUCUGUCAUGUCGGCUUCUAACCGAUCGUGGCUGGCUGAUUUCAUGACCCAAGCCGAUGAAUCGGUUUUUCUAUAUCAUAAAACCCUUGCAUCCGGUGAAUUCGAAGACUCCCGUAUAGAAAGAUGUAUCCACCCUAACAUGAUCGAAAGUUUAAAACAGAAACGCAAUAAGUUAUUGGAAACUUUUAGUCCUAGUCAUUCAAUCUCAUGGAAAUUGCACUCAAAUAUAACUACGGAGGCGAACGGGAAAGGAAAGAAUCCACCUAAAGAGACAGAGAUGGAGAUCGUGACCAUGCGAGCUGCUCCGUUUGACAAGGGUGGAACUGUAGUACAGAUCGCAGUAAGGUUUCGAACAUAUCAAAGUCUAGAAGUUAGAGAUGAAUGUGGAUUAUUAGUGUCUGGGUCUCAUGAGAGUCCACAACUCGUCAUGGAGUAUUUUGUGUUUCAGAAAAGGAUGAGUAUGGUGAAUCAACCUUUCCUUUUAUUUCAACAGGUCUACGAAGAUCAAAAACCCGCUUGUCUUCCUGUAUGAGUGUAGAAUACAUAAAUACAUGUAUAUUGUGGCAAGGAAACUAGCUAAAAUUUCUUGGUCGAAAUACCCAUGUGGAAUCUCAAAAUCACUUUGCUCAUUGC